GUAAUAAGCUAUUUCCUUUUUGUUGAACGAAAUUGAAAGUUGAAUGUUACAAAAACAACGACUUGCACGAGUCAGAAUCGAUUUUGUAAAGUUCAAUUUUUGUUUUGAUGGAAGAGCUAAGGCGAUUGGAGAAGUUUCAGAGCGUUGUAUCAGCCGUCACUUCUCACGGUUUACUUUCUUCUUCUUCUUCUUCUUCAGCCUCCGAUUCAACUUCUUCUCGCUUCCUCUCCAAUCUCGUCCUUUUCCUGGCACAACCAUGUGGCGAACUCGAUGUUGAUUCGAAACUGGCUCUAGUCUCUGAAUUCCUCCCAAAAAUCUCAGGACCUUUCCUAGAAGAGAUAUCCAAGUCACUUGAGCGAGACGAUGAAGCUAAACCAGUCAAAACAAGCUCUUGUUCUACAGAGUCCCCAAAGAGUAAUGUGAAGAGAAGUGUCAUGGACAAUGCUGAUCUUUACACAUCACAGAAACACCAACAAGUCGUGGCAAUGGUCGGGCUAGAUGCAAUGAAAAGAGCAAACUCUACACUUGAGGAUUUCUCCAGGUCUUAUUUCAUGUUCCAUCGGUUGGAUAUUAACGAACCACAGUCAAUAUUCAGAUUUUUACCCGUACUUUCAUUCACAGAGAGUUACAUAUAUCAGAUUGAUGCUCUUAAUGAGAAGAUAGUCAAUGAAUCAGCUUGUGCAUCCCAAGUCACUUGUUCAAGUCAUGGAUGGAAUGCUGAAUCACGAGUUUUGAUUGAAGCAAAUCCACUAAAGCCGCUUGAAGAUCUGCUUGAGCGUGAGGGUCUUUUGACAGAAAGAAUACAGCAAGAGUUUAAGUCGGGUGAGGAGUAUUGGGCGUUAGAAAGAAAGCUUUGUCAUGCUCUGUCAAAAAAAAACAAGAUCUGUCUUGAAGAUGUGAUGAGAGCAAUCCAUUUGAAGUCUUUUGACUACAGGGUGUUGAAUCUUCUAUUAUACAAGUUGAGAGGAGAAGGGGUGAAUGAGCUGCAUAUGGACUUCUUGUCAAUUUCAGAAUUCCUGGUGGAAGUAGCAGAUGAUCUGUUCGAUUACGAGGACGAUGUGCUUGAGAACAGUUUCAAUGUAUUACGUAUGUUUGUGGGAAUAUUCGGCUCAGCGAAUGCCCCCACUGAACUGGCAAAGCGGAUAUCUGAAGCUGAAGAGAAGUAUGAAGAGAUAAUGAAAUCACUGGAUCCACAUUUGUCUUCAAAUUACCAAAGAAGAUGCGAAGAUGCUACUAGAGAAGGUGGGAAAACAUCUGGUCAUCCGAUGGGAACAUGGAACAUUCCGGCGGUUAUCUCAGACGAAGAAGCAUACCGAGCUGCAGCUCAACGGUAAAACCAAACCGGGAUUUAGUUAAUGUCUUAUACCGGAUUAAACCGGAAUUUUUAAUUAUUGUUGUAUCCUUGGCCGAGACAAGAAUAAGUGACGAAACACCAUUAGACCGUAGGAUAUAUAGUUCUGAUCACAUCUGAGCCGUUGAAAAGGACAAAUAGAGUAGAAGACUUGGGACCGACAUAAUCAAAAAGAGACAAAACCCCUUGACUCUCCUUUUUUUUUUUUGACUACUGCCAUUGACUCUUUUAUAAUUAAACCCAUAACUAAUAUUUCCAGUGUUUUUUAAUUAUUUUUCCGGCGACCUCGUUGUCUUACUGUGAAAGUCUUCUCUUUCUGAAAAUUUAUAUAUUUUUCUAA
Capsella rubella is the source of this 1691-nucleotide messenger RNA. RefSeq lists its product as uncharacterized. The record is from RefSeq and is a predicted model, not a curated record. NCBI's taxonomy places the organism in Eukaryota, Viridiplantae, Streptophyta, Magnoliopsida, Brassicales, Brassicaceae. Bases 108 to 1334 code for a protein of 408 amino acids. The transcript is spliced from 14 exons.